AUGGGUCCAAGGCUGAAUGGUUCUGAAGGUGGCUCCUCAAGGAGUCUCUGCCUGGAGCUAGUCAGUUUAACAAUCUCCUCUGAAGGGCAAGGGCAGCGCAGGAGUACCCAUGACCAUGAGGGGACAGUAGUGAGUGCACCUGGCCCAAUCCUCCUGGGAAGGAAUGGUUAUGUUGCCAAGAAUCAACUUGGAGCAAAUGUGUGUACAGCAGAUGGCCAGUUCAUUGUAGCUAUCGCCAGGAACCUGACCCGUCCUGCCCUCAACCUGUCAUCUCUGUACGUGAAAGAUGGACAAGAAGCUGAGUGCAGGCCUAAGCUCAUCACAGAGGAACUUGUAGCCUUCCGCUUCCCAAUUACCUCUUGUGGCUCGACCCAGCGGUACCCCAUUGAGAGGAUCCUUCGGGAGUCAGUGUUUGUUGAGGUUCGUGUGAAGGAUCGCACUGACCCAAUGAUUGUGCUGAGAUUGCAUGACUGCUGGGCUACCCCUGUGCCUGCCCCUGACCAUGAGGAGCAGUGGAGCCUCCUGGUGGAUGGGUGCCCCUAUGAGGGUGAUGACUACCUGACUGUCCUGCACCCAGUAGAUGCCUCUUCUGGCCUGCAGUUCCCAGCCCAUCACAAGCGGUUUGAAGUGAAGACCUUUGUUUUCUUGGAUGGAGUGUCUGAGCAGCCCCUCUCUGGGCAGGUUUACCUACACUGCAGUGCUGAAGUUUGCUCUCCCUCUGCUCUGGAUGACUGCACAACCAGAUGUGGUCCAAGUGAGUUCCUUGAUGCUUUCUGUUGAGCUGAGAUCCACCCUCUCUGUCCCGAUCUUCCAUGUCCCCUACAUCCA
Molecule: messenger RNA, 828 nt
Organism: Stegostoma tigrinum
Lineage: Eukaryota; Metazoa; Chordata; Chondrichthyes; Orectolobiformes; Stegostomatidae
Product: zona pellucida sperm-binding protein 4-like
Exons: 6
Coding region: 1-780 (259 amino acids)
Biological process (GO): prevention of polyspermy; binding of sperm to zona pellucida
Cellular component (GO): egg coat
Molecular function (GO): acrosin binding; structural constituent of egg coat
Source: RefSeq, a predicted model, not a curated record